CAAAUGUCAAGACCGAAAGUGCGAAAAACACCAUGUAUAACCCUAACCCUCUUCAUGGGGUUUAUCAGAAGCGCUAAUGUUACAUCAUUACAAGGCCGACAGGGAAGCUCCAGUUAAUCGCCGCUAAAAAGUCGUGAUAACGGUUUCCACUGCCGCUGCCGCCGACAUUCGCCAUCCGUCCGCAUUGCCGUGAUCUUUUGUCUGUCUGACUUUGCGCCGAACACCUUGUCACUCUCUAGCAGCCAGUACCGCACCCACCACCCUUUUCAAAAUGUUGACCAGGUCCCUUUUCUCGAGGCAACUCUUCGCCGCCGCAUCCCGGCCGGCCAUUGCGCCCAAGGCCGUCUCCUCCGCCUUCCGCCCCGUCCUCUUCUACCAGAACCGCUUCCUGUCCGAUGCGACCCGCCAGGCCAUCGACAAGGCCGUCGCCUCCGCCCCCGUCGUUCUCUUCAUGAAGGGCACCCCCGAGACUCCCCAGUGCGGCUUCUCGCGCGCCAGCAUCCAGGUUCUGGGUCUGCAGGGCGUUGAUCCCAACAAGUUUGCUGCUUUCAACGUUUUGGAGGAUGCCGAGUUGAGGCAGGGCAUCAAGGAGUACAGCGACUGGCCCACCAUUCCCCAGCUCUACAUCGACAAGGAGUUCGUCGGCGGUUGCGACAUCAUUGUCUCGAUGCACCAGAACGGCGAGCUUGCCAAGCUUCUCGAGGAGAAGGAUGUCUUGGUCAAGGGCGAGGAGGGUGCUGCUGAGGAGCAGACCGAGAAGAAGGAGUAAAGAAAAGAAAAGAAGGGGCGGAUGCGGAUGCGGAUAUUGGCUAUGCGUGGAGGGAGAUGAGUGAUUCAUGAAGCCCAUUGUACUUGUACUGAUACCAUUUGACAGACGAUUUGGAUCGCAUGCGUAGACUGUACGAUAUGUGUUUACUCUUUACGUUGCUGAAAAUAGGCGUGGAGAUGUUGCUUGGGGAUUUCUCUGGGCGUUGAAAAGGGACAUAACAGUAGAUGAAGGCCGGUUCAUGUCAUAUAUGGCCUAUACAGUACAUAGGAAACAGAUUCUGUCAAAACU
Messenger RNA from Neurospora tetraspora, 1057 nucleotides. RefSeq names its product thioredoxin-like protein. Bases 272 to 769 code for a protein of 165 amino acids. Gene Ontology annotation, cellular component: mitochondrial matrix. The record is from RefSeq and is a predicted model, not a curated record. The transcript has 3 exons. Lineage: Eukaryota; Fungi; Ascomycota; Sordariomycetes; Sordariales; Sordariaceae.